AUUGGAAAAAGCGAAAAUGAUUGAGAUUGCGGUUCACGAAUCUAGAAAAAUGGCCCGUAGUGAAAUAAGCGAGGUGAACUAUUUUGACCGUCGUGGUUCGUACAGUCAAUCUCGUAACGUAGUGCAGAAAGGGAAGUUUGGCGAAGCAAGCAACUCAUGGAGAGGGCAAGGUGUUUCAACAAGUCAUGGUGGAACAUUCAAACCCAAUAACCAAACCGUGUGUUACAAUUGUUAUAACAAGGGCCACCUGUCAUACGACUGCAUGCUACCGAAGGCCAAAAAACCUAGAUCUAGUGCUCCAACACAAAGAAGCUAUGGGAAUAGGAAACGUGCUUUCGAACAACGGAUUAAUCAACUGACGGCUGCCAUGGAGGAACUCAAAUCUUCGUUUAAUCAUGAGGAUCAGCAGUGUGACAAGCAAUCCAGUGGAGGAUCUGACGACGACGAAGACGACGAGCAGUCAGCUAACUGGGUAAAUAAUGUAUUGCUCGAUCGCGAAUAAAAUACGAACGUUCUUGUAUCAUCAUCAUCAAACCCCGUCGACAGGCGAUAAAAUCAUACCGAAUGAACGAGUUUUCUCAUUUGUCCCACGUUCUGAAUUAUCUAAUUUAAGACAAAUAGAUUUCACCCGUAAGCCAAACGAAACUGAACCUUUACAAAGCAUGAAGUGGAAACCAACAGACAAAGUCAUUUAUACAUAUAAAGCAAAUGGUAAAAGUUUCAAACAUGAAGCAAAAAUUAUCAAACCUUUGUCUAAAUUAGUCUAUUUAAUCGAGAUAGGAGGUUCAACUAGAAGAGCACAUGUAAAUCAACUAAAACUUAUACCUCAAACACCGCUUAUCUUGAACAAGGACAUAGAAUUUAAUAGUUCCCCAAACGAUAUCAUAGAUAACAGUUCUUGCACAAGCAGUCCAGAUGAAGAUUCAAUCCAAGAGAAAGAUUUAACUCCCCAAAAAAUCAUAGACCAGAAUACAACACAAUCAACACGCCGUUCAAAUAGAAAUAAAAUCUCCAGAUACAGCAACUUGAACUUAGAAAAGUUGGCUAGAAAGAAUGUAUAAUGGUGUAUAAAUAUCAAUUAGGAAAAGAAUAUUGUUGAAGGGGUGAGAUGUGAGGUGAAGAAUUUAGAGUGUAGACUAAUGAACACUUAGAGUGAACUCCAGAUAAUCUCCAGUG
Molecule: messenger RNA, 1176 nt
Organism: Armigeres subalbatus
Lineage: Eukaryota; Metazoa; Arthropoda; Insecta; Diptera; Culicidae
Exons: 2
Coding region: 17-502 (161 amino acids)
Molecular function (GO): zinc ion binding; nucleic acid binding
Source: RefSeq, a predicted model, not a curated record